Dermacentor albipictus is the source of this 2858-nucleotide messenger RNA. RefSeq lists its product as uncharacterized. Gene Ontology annotation, cellular component: nucleus. Gene Ontology annotation, biological process: regulation of transcription by RNA polymerase II. Gene Ontology annotation, molecular function: DNA-binding transcription activator activity, RNA polymerase II-specific; RNA polymerase II transcription regulatory region sequence-specific DNA binding. Lineage: Eukaryota; Metazoa; Arthropoda; Arachnida; Ixodida; Ixodidae. The record is from RefSeq and is a predicted model, not a curated record.
UGGUGAAAAAAAAGAAAGGUUGAAUUUAGCGAGAUGGACACUUCCAGUGGCAACGACAUCGCGGUGCCGCCAUACGAAUCCAAUCCGAUUCAGAACUAUAGGUGGCUAUUGUAUUAAUUGUAGUAUAGAAAAGUUGGAUCUUUAAUACGUUUUCUUCUAUGAUUCAAGCGGCUAUGGUUUGUUAAGCACAUUGCUCAUCAGUCGGCUCGUUUUAGAGCGAUAUUUCCGAUUGCUGCUUCCCUCCCACGGUGAAGCAGCGCUACCGAUGCAUCAGCAACAUGCGUCGACUUCGCCAAAAAAGGGCGACAAAGAUGUGCCAAUCCUGCUGUGCACACGAGGCGUCCACCGCCGCCGUGCCAGAAGCUGAGCGCAUCUCUCAGAGUGCCGAAACCUGCGUUCUUCGCCCCAUAGCAGUCGUUCCCAGCCAGACUGCAAGCACUGUUGCAGCCUCGAGCACAAGUUUCCCCUCGCCUCCGCCGUCCCCGGCAAUCCUUGGUGUCCCAUUUGUGUGUCCCAGUGGAUUGCCAGACGAGGCGUCAGAUGUGCUUGACUCAGAAUCCACAGUGCCACCUAGCCGCCUGAGGGAACAGGUACAUGGUGGCCUAAAAUCAAAACCAGUGCCUCUGUCUCAUCUUCCAAACAGUGAGGCGGCAUUUCCUGUUGAGUGGGUUGGCGAGUCUGCGGCGUCAUAUGCCGUCGCGUGGACAAGGACACAAGGCGACAUAAAAUCGGAACCAAAGUCAUCAAGCCAUCGCUCCAAGAGCAAGGCAGUCUCUCCUUUCAAGUGCAUUGAUUCUGUCGACGCUGUUAGCCUGCCACUGUUGAGUGCAGUACCUUCCUCAAGUUUGCCAGGUGCUGCCAACACUGAUCUCACUUUGCUCGUCGAGCCAAGCCCACCGAAUGGCCACUGCACCCCUUCGGUGACCCCCGUGCAAAAAAAGCUUGCUGCGAGAACUUCACCACAUGGAAGUCGAGACUGCGCAGGCGAUGGGUGCACCGACAGUGACGAGUCGAUGACCAUUGCCUCGACACCCACGGUCAGUGAGUCCGAUUCGGAGUCUGGACUCGACUCAGAUUCCGGCAUCAACGAGGGUGCUCCUAGCAAUAUGGCAGAUAAAAGUGGGUGGCAGGGCAGUCUCAAGUCCAGCUGGCUCGCCAGGAAGCGUCAUCUAAACAAGCACGCGUCGGCACGGUACCGGCGAAAUAAGAAACAGCGGCUCAGCAAGAUCGAACAAGAACUCGCCAAGCUUUCAGCAAGGAAUGCUAAGCUUCAGUUGCAGGUAAAGUCUGCCGAGGCUGAAAUAUCCUUAAUGAAGGGUGUGUUGGUGGAUAUAGGUAGAGCUAAAGCUCCCAUAAAUCUGUACGUCAUCACUUCAUCGAAGGACACGUGAAGUACGUAUAUUUAUAAAUACUUACGCACGAGUGCUUUUUUUAUUGUAACACUUCAGCUCAAUUGAGAUGCCAAUUCAACAGCAAGUGUUGGUCUAUUCCUGUUUAUAUACCUGUUUCUGUUAGUUGCAGCAGCCAGUACUGUGCCAGCUAGUAGUAGUCAAGGGUAUGAAAAAAAAAAAUCAUCUGGGGAGGGAAGGUCGCAGUAGAAAAAGAGUACACUCACCAACUCAAAAUAAAACAUAUGUUGGCAUUUUGGGUGCCUUAAUCGCAAAACGAAAUGCAUAUUGGUGAGUGUAUGCCUUCUUCUACUAUCAGCUAAUAGUGUUCAGUUGAAGCACUAGAACUGGAGUCGUGGUAUGAAGAACCAGCUUGCCUGCUAUGUGACUUGCAGCAGUGCUUAAAGCCUCCCUUCAAUUGAGGGGAAUCUCCCACACAUACUUAUGUAGGCUGCUCAUAUGUAUAUCCGUAUACGUGAUGUAUGUCUUCAUAUGUGUUGAGAUACCUACAUAAGGUACGUAUGUAUGUACUUGUACUAUGUAUUGCUAAUUGCUGGGUGGAAAAAGGCUGGAUCCCCUGGUAGUUGAUGGUGGGGGAGCCGAGCCCUCUCCCACUAUUAACCCCUGAUUUGCAGGUUUUAACGAGGGCACGCUGUCAAGAGGAAAAAAAAAUAAAGAGGUAGAUGCAGGACAAGGGCGAACUCGUAGCUGAAGUUUAUUUACAGCAGACGACAUACAGAGAAACAAGCAAGGUGUGCAGAUCGCACCUUCCUCUCUCCAUGCAUGCUUGCCAAAACCUGCAAGUAUGAGCUAGCCUCGCCUGGCAGCACAUUCCUUUAGCACUACGAAAUUAGUUAUCUUGGCAAAGCAAGCUGUUGGGCGAGUUUGCACACGUUUGUGGAUACGAAAAUACUAACGUGAAGCAGUACAAAAGCUAGGAAAAAGACGGGACAAGUUGUAAGUGAGGAUUUGACCUGUAGUCUGUUUUUGUACUGCUUCGUGGUCAUCUUUUCGUAUUUGCGAUUAUCUUGUAAGUGAGAGAAGCAAAAUUGGUUAUGAGAAUUGAAAAAGAAUGUUCCAUAGAGUGUGCCAGUACCUCGAUGAAUUUGAUGUGGUCAGUGAUGCUAAUGCAACUCACCAGCUACUUCCCAUAGGCUGUUAAUGGGUUCUAGUUUGUUGAGCUCGCAUUGUAUGAACACUUCUCACAGCCUCCCAGAAGUGAUGUUUUAAUGUUUGUAGAUUUGUUGUGGCACUUGAAAAUAUACAUUUGCGUUUUGUCCGUCAGCAUCUGUGCAAGUCAUCUUUACAUGUACCACGACGUACCCUGCACAUUUUAUUGGUGCUGAUUGCACCCCUCCCCUCACCUUUUUUUUUUGCUCAAUAUGUCUAUUUUCGUACACUUCCGUGACAUCCAUGCUAUGUGCAUAAAUGAAAUAAAGGCGUACGCUUGAACAUGUGCUUUAAUUUUGA